Chelmon rostratus (copperband butterflyfish) is the source of this 3240-nucleotide messenger RNA. It is a transcript of the gene vegfaa, whose product is annotated as vascular endothelial growth factor Aa. NCBI's taxonomy places the organism in Eukaryota, Metazoa, Chordata, Actinopteri, Chaetodontiformes, Chaetodontidae. Gene Ontology annotation, biological process: sprouting angiogenesis; vascular endothelial growth factor signaling pathway; positive regulation of endothelial cell proliferation. Bases 91 to 657 code for a protein of 188 amino acids. Gene Ontology annotation, molecular function: heparin binding; chemoattractant activity; vascular endothelial growth factor receptor 1 binding. Gene Ontology annotation, cellular component: membrane. The transcript has 7 exons. The record is from RefSeq and is a predicted model, not a curated record.
CCGUGCGUGUUGUUGUUUUUUUUUUAAUUAGAUUUUUGGACUCUUUGACAAUCACAGAGAUUUCAAGACUCAUCGUGAGGAAUUACAACCAUGAACUUUGUUGUCACUUUGGUAAAAAUCCUUUUGGCAGCGGUUCUUCAUCUAUCCACUGUAAAGACUGCCAGUAUCAAAGGAGUGGAGAAGAGUAAAAAUGAGGUCAUCCGCCUCACAGAAGUCAUCACCAAGAGUAUGUGUCAGCCCAGGGAAGUGCUGGUGGACAUCUUUCAGGAGUAUCCAGAGGACACAGAACACACCUAUGCCCCUUCCUGCGUGGUCCUCAAACGCUGUGGAGGCUGCUGCAAUGACGAAGCAAUGGAGUGUGUACCCACGGAAACCAACAACAUCACGUUGGAGGUAAUGCGAUUUAGACCAAUGGUAACGCAGCAUACUAUUCUCCUAAGUUUUGCAGAGCAUCAAAAGUGUGAUUGCAGACUAAAGCCAGAUGUUCAAGUAAAGAAAGAAUACCACUGUGCACCUUGCUCAGAGAGAAGAAAGCGCUUGUUUGUGCAGGACCCUCUCACCUGUAAAUGUUCCUGCAAAUUCAAACAAUUAGACUGCAAGUCCAGACAACUUGAGUUAAACGAAAGAACUUGCAGAUGUGACAAACCGAGGAGAUGAGACCAGCAACACUGUUAUGAAGGAAUUCUUUUCUUGGCACAGCACUUUGAAACCUGAGGAUGCAUUCCCUGUCAGGACAUGAAAUGACAACGCAAGACGGGACUUUCUUGACGCAGAUCUUGCCACUGUCUGUUUUCCGCCUAAAGAUAUUAAUAUACAUGUACAUAUACUAUAAGUACAUCGACAAUGUGUAUUGCUGCUACAUAAAAAGACACUAUUUAAAGCUAAACGAAUGCGCCGCUGGCGUGUGAAUGGGAAAUGUUUCAGUGGUGUUCUGCAUAUGGGUAGAACUGGUUAGAAGAAAUCUUUUAUUUUAUGUAACACUUCACUGGAUGCUGGUCUGCUGUGGAUAUGAAUAUGUUAAAUUUUUCUUAGAAAGAAAAACUGGUGACCACAACUUCAUCGAGCAGUACAGCAGAAGCUGAACUCACCUCCGGACUCUGACAGAAGAGUCUGAGAAGAGAGAGAGUGAGGAUGAGGAGGUGGAAGAACACCUGUUGUACUUGAAGUGAAUGGCAGGUUCAAGAACUGUUUCCCUCUGUGACAUGAUGUGAAGUUUUGUCUCCACUGUAUGGACUGACUCCAGCUGGUGUUAUACACCUAAAACGUCUCUCAGAGUUUCCUGAAGGGACUAUGGAUGCAGGUUAUGUACUGUGGCAUCGGAUAAUGUGAAGAUGACCUUCUUCUUCGUGGAAGGGUUACAUGAUGAUGGCAAGAACUGGACUAAAGGUUAGCUAAUGGUAAAAAAGUAAAAAGAUGUUAGAAUUUGGUUCAGGUUAAGCCUAUCCCUACAUGUUGGCAAAUAACCAACUUUUACUGUUGGAGUUAGGAAAUGGAAGUUUCCAUCAGGGUUAAAGGUAACAAACCACUACCUGUUUCUAGUCCUGAAUCCUUCUUGUAGCCCUUCUAUGGUAUGGGGAAACAGAUUUGUCUUUCUUUUUGUGCACAGAGUUUAUUAUUUAAAUUUUGAGGUUUUGUGUUCCUUUCACAAAUGUCUUGAGACCAGGCUGUCUAAAGGGAUAUUACUGUAGGUAUAUAUGGAGACAAGAAGUAACUAAACAAGCUGAUCACAGAUCAGAUCAGCACCUCACUGUAGAAAUUCACAACCUUCCUUAUUUAAAAUGGCUUUGUGUGUGUUCCAAAGAAAUAGUCAGGUAUCCACAACUGAGCAGUUUGUCAUAAACGAUCUGUAUAUACUUACUAGAUAUCCCUUUGUCUUGUACACUACACCUAAUUUAUAGAAUAUGUUCAGUAUUCUGUAUUCUCAUAUUUAUAUGCAGUGUUAUGAUUAUUUUUGUUUGUACUUUUUGUUUGAGAACACGUAUGACUGUAGACUCCUUUUUCUGUGGGAAAAAGAACUGAAAGACAAAGCUUUGACAUUCCAGAUUUAAACUAAAGCUGUGUUUCUCACCAGCCGGAGGGGGAUCAUGGUGGGCCUGUUGACCGAUAGAAACCCCAGCCACCAACAUGUGCGUGCAUGAUGCGCCAACACAGGUGUUUUUCAUUUUGGACUGGGGUGAUGGACAUGUGGUUUUGCACUUGUGGGCCUGAAGACACGUCAUAUGGAGGACUGAAGGAGUCUCGUUCCUGCUGCUCAGCUCGGACCUAGUGAAGACUUUCCAAUCAGCCUGAGGCCUCUAGUCUGGGGGUGAUAAACUGGCACAGUGUUUUCUCUGACUUUAACACAGGCGCUAGCAUAACAUCCUCACUCACUGUUGUCUACCAUGCCGUUUAGAUAAUAACUCAUUGCCAGGAAUUAGUGAUUUGUGCUCUGGAAUUACUAACUCAUGUUAAAAUGUGUAAGUUUCACCUUUAAAUUUCAUAAGAACACUGAAACAGAACAUAAAGGCAUGUCAAUAGUAUCAAUAUAUUAACAGCUAAAAUACCCAGCAUGUGUGCCAUGGCCAAAGCUGGCCAACACAGAGUAAACAAGGCGUGUUGAAAAAACACCCGAUGUGAACUGAACAAGGACAAGUUAAAAGAAGGAUUUCAUUGUAAUUUGAUGGAAUUUAAAUUCAGCAACAUCAGGAAAAUAUGGGCACAACUACACCAAACCAUGCCUCCCUACCUGACAGGACCAGCCUCAACAACCUAUAACUUCACUUCUGACUGCAACAAUAACUGAACCCUUGAAGGAAUGAAUGACUAUGUUUAAUAGUCAUAGGUGUGAAUUACUAACUGUACUACCUUCAGGGUUCUGUACAUGGUCAUUAAUACUGAUCAGUUAUUCUGACUUUAGAGUAGAUUUGAGUCCUUUUUUCCAAAUGGUGACACAUUUCUUCCCAUGAAUGCUACCUGUGUUCCUCUUAGCACUAACUGUCCCACUGCUGUUCAUGUGAACUGACCUUCUGUGCUGCCACCCUCAAAAUAGAGGCCUGAGAGUGUGUUCAUUAAGACCGACUGCUGGCUCAGUACCCACGCCUCCCCAGUCCCCCGAUGAUGACAACAUUCUAUUUGUAUUUAAAUGACAGACUUUUUCUUGAGUUUGUACAGCCACACAUUUUAGUAUAUUUUCACAUUAAUAUAUUUAUUGGCGCUGUAAAAAUGUUUUACAAUAUUAAUACUCUUUUUGUUGUUUUUAGU